AUGAAAAUCCAAUCGGAAUAUAUAGCUGAUCGAAGUUUAGGAGCAGAUAAACAUGUUUUUAGCGUUUUAGGACCUCAUUUAGGACAUUAUUAUGGUGAUAUUAUUGUUGUCUUCAAAAAAGAAAUAAUGUUUCAUCCUGAUGCCAAUUUUUCCAUUCAAGCUGGAACUAGUUUUGGCCCUAGCGGAAAUGCUUACAAACAUCGUCCGUGGUUGAAAGAUCCAGGUAAUGCAGACAAACGUGUUACAAACUUUCAUAAUUCGAAAUUACAUUGUUCUAUUCCUCGUUAUGAAUAUGCCGCAGCUACAGAAUUAAUGGCUUUAACUGGUAAAAAUAAACAAUCAAUGGAUGUUACUCUUACGGAUAUUGCUGAUCGAUAG
This is a messenger RNA of Rotaria sp. Silwood1, 378 nucleotides long. Lineage: Eukaryota; Metazoa; Rotifera; Eurotatoria; Philodinida; Philodinidae. The record is from the annotation of a GenBank genome assembly.